UUCCUCGGUAAAGGUUUCGUUUUUCUUGGGCUUUCCACUGUAUGUAUGUAUCCUGUUUGGUACAGUAAGAAGGUACAAAUGCAGCCUUGUCUCAUUUUUUGCUUUUCUACUUAGUGUUACAUUUACUGACAGUCUUUUCAACUUCAAGAUUGGUUACGCAAGCUGGAGUGGUGUUUUGUGUGGACAAGGUUCCCUUUGCAUCAAUCUUCUCGAAGGAUCUAGCAUUUGAGUAACUUGGAACGAGCUCGCAUUUUCCUGGACUGGGAACAGUUCAAAGUCUCGGUCACUGACACUUACAUCUUGACCCCAGUUUGGAGCUUCUUCAACAAGUUAUGUGAUCUUCGCUAUGACUGGCAACUGAAGACAUCGUGAACAUGACGUAGAAACUCGCACGCCAGAAUAUAAAGGGGGGUGGAGGUCGGAUUUUUCUCAUUCUCGCAGCAGCAGAAACAGAGCAAGAUGGCAGGCGGCUACUUCGCCCAUCUCGGUUCUCUCAUGGGCUUCAUCAUGAUUCUCAAGCAGAUAGUUCCUUCUCACAUCUGGUUCCUUCUGGAGCUCAGGCUCAGGAGGCUGGUAUCCUGGCUCUGGUGGGAGACAGCGCUCUCAGUUCCCGAAUACGUCCGCAACAACAGCAACGAGAUCUACGACCUGGUCGACCUCUACGUCGCACAUCUCACCGAGACCAACACCAAGAGCUCGGCAAACAGGAUCCAGUUCACACGAGUGAAGAACGCUAGCAAGCCGAAUUGCAACCUCGCCAGGGGCGAGCGAGUGGAGGACAACUUCAAAGGGGUGACAUUCUCCUGGGUCUUCAACGUCACCGAGCCGUCCAACCGUGAAGGCUUCAGCUAUUUUGAUCGAAGUGGAGGAACACGCCGAGCGUACGUUGUCCAAGUUCACAGGAGGCACAUGUAUACACUCUUGCCGGAGUACAUGAGGGAAGUUAUCAAGCUCGGGGAGAGCUUGAAGCGACAGAACCAAGACCGGCAGCUCUACACCAACAUGGCAAACUCACGCGAGUGGGUCUACAGGGACAAGCCGUGGAGAUCGGUGCCUUUCAAGCAUGCCUCGACUUUCUCGAGCCUGGCGCUGGAUCCCGAGCUCAAGAACAAGAUCAUCCAGGACCUGGACUCGUUCAAAGCUGGAAAGGAUUUCUUUGAGCGGGUUGGCAGAGCUUGGAAGCGUGGGUAUCUCUUGUACGGGCCUCCGGGGACUGGGAAGUCGUCACUCAUCGCUGCCAUUGCGAACUACACGCAGUAUGAUGUCUACGAUAUGGAGCUGACGGAGGUGCAGAGCAAUGCAGACUUGAGAAAGCUGCUCAUGGGGAUUUCCAACAAGGCGAUCAUCGUGAUCGAGGACAUCGACUGCUCGCUGGAGCUCAAGAAGAGGGGGAAGCCGGCACCGGAGGAAGAAACCGAGGAGAAAGAUGGAAAGUCCGAGAAGAAAAACAAGAAAAAGGAGCAAGAGAGCAGCAGGGUCACACUUUCGGGGCUACUGAAUUUCAUCGAUGGGCUGUGGUCUUGUAGCGGGAGUGAGAGGAUCAUCAUCUUCACGACCAACCACAAGGAGGAUCUAGACCCUGCGUUGUUGAGGUCCGGCAGGAUGGACCUCCACAUUUUGAUGGGCUACUGUGGAUUUGAGGCGUUCAAGGUGCUGGCGUGGACUCACCUUGAAAUCUCGCAACAGGAGCAGUUUGAGGAGGAGUUUGGAGAGAUCGAGGAGCUGAUCGCCAAGGUUGAGAUCACUCCUGCUGAUAUCGCAGAGGUGUUGAUCCAGAACAGGGGGAACUCGAGAGGGGCUCUAGAGAAAGUGAUUGAGGCUCUCCAGGAUCGAAAGGAGCAGGCUGCAAAGAAAGAGGAAAAUGAGAACAAGCAGGAAUGAGAUGUUGUGAAGUCCGUAAAUAAUGGCUAUCAUGCUCACAUGAUCUUAAUAGUAUGAAAAUGAAAGAAUUGACUUGGGAUUCAACGCUA
This is a messenger RNA of Selaginella moellendorffii, 1970 nucleotides long. RefSeq names its product AAA-ATPase At4g30250-like. NCBI's taxonomy places the organism in Eukaryota, Viridiplantae, Streptophyta, Lycopodiopsida, Selaginellales, Selaginellaceae. Gene Ontology annotation, molecular function: ATP hydrolysis activity; ATP binding. The transcript has a single exon. The record is from RefSeq and is a predicted model, not a curated record. The coding region runs from base 460 to 1881 and encodes 473 amino acids.